CUGUUUGACCUUCUAAACGUCAUCUGCGAUGAAUACAUGGCGAUGUACGGCUCUUCUGACAUGGGAUACUGUGUCAUCGGCUUGAUUACAUCAGAUAUGAAGCAGACGGUAAAAGAUUGUUACACGGGAGAUCGCCUAGCGGGUAACACCAAAAUGAAGAUUGUUGAUGAGAAGACACAUAUGGAGGUUACAUGCCCAAAUCAACUGGGGAAAUUGUUCUUUAAAGGUGGGACAAUACUGCGUCAUUACCUGGAUUUUGACUCAAGUUUGAGUGGAGUCUUCAAAGAUGACGGCUGGUUUGAUUCGACAGAUGUGGGGUAUAUUGAUGAGAAAGGAGGUGUCCACGUCAUUGGCAGGACAUCUGACGUCAUCGUCUGCGGUCCUGUGAUCGUUUACCCACAAUGGCUGGAGGACAGGAUUAUAAAAUGUCCUGGGGUGGCCGGAGUCAUUGUUGUAGGAAUCCACCAUCCCGUCAGGUUCCAGGAACUCUGUGUCUGUGUGGUCCGUGAGAAAUCCUCAACCCUGACAGAAGAGGAACUGAGAACGUUCUGUAAAGAAAUAUUUAUCGACAACCCAAACUGUGACGAUGAAAUUCCGAAAAAAUUCUUCUUCAUGGACUCGUUUCCUCUGACGUCUACUGGUAAGACAUGGAGGAAAGAAGUAGAGAGACUUGCCACUGAACAUUUUCAUCGCUGA
Molecule: messenger RNA, 696 nt
Organism: Physella acuta
Lineage: Eukaryota; Metazoa; Mollusca; Gastropoda; Physidae
Product: medium-chain acyl-CoA ligase ACSF2, mitochondrial-like
Biological process (GO): fatty acid metabolic process
Molecular function (GO): medium-chain fatty acid-CoA ligase activity
Source: RefSeq, a predicted model, not a curated record